Messenger RNA from Aspergillus ruber CBS 135680, 1710 nucleotides. It is a transcript of the gene mirD, whose product is annotated as putative MFS siderophore iron transporter. The transcript has 4 exons. Gene Ontology annotation, biological process: transmembrane transport. The record is from RefSeq and is a predicted model, not a curated record. Lineage: Eukaryota; Fungi; Ascomycota; Eurotiomycetes; Eurotiales; Aspergillaceae. The coding region runs from base 1 to 1710 and encodes 569 amino acids. Gene Ontology annotation, molecular function: transmembrane transporter activity.
AUGGACAAUAAACAGGAAAAUGCCGCUGGUGGUGUCUCGGCGGACCAUGUCCCGGACGAGACGCAGCCAGAUGCUCCCACUGAAGAGGCGCAGCGUGGUGUUCAGAACGUCGAGGCCGUGACUUUGACCUGGUCUAAGAAGUCCUUAAUCGCAGUUUUCAUUAAUAUUUGGUUCCUGUACCUCGUCAAUGCCUUCCAAUCGAACAUUCUCAGCAACCUACUCCCUUUCGUCACCAGUAAAUGGGAGUCCCACUCGCUGCUGAACGUCAUCUAUGUGGUCGCCGAUGCCAUGUCUGCGGCUACCUUCAUCCCGUUAGCCAAGGUCAUGGACGUCUGGGGCCGAGCCGAAGGCUUUCUAAUUAUGACCGUGUUUGCAACCCUGGGUUUGGUUCUGAUGGCCGCCUGCCAGAACCUUCCCAUGUUCUGUGCUGCAUAUGUGUUUUACAAUAUUGGCUUCGGAGGCAUGACCUAUUGCGUGGAUGUAAUCACGUCCGAUGCUUCCAAACUAAAGAAUCGAGGCUUGGCGUACGCCUUCACGUCGUCGCCCUACAUCAUCACGGCCUUCGCAGGCCCCAAGGCCGCGGACGACUUCUAUUACAAUGUUAGCUGGCGAUGGGGAUUUGGUUGCUUUACCAUCAUCUUCCCGAUAGUUGCGGCCCCUCUGUACUGUCUGUUGAAGUGGCACGUUCGCAAAGCCGACAAGCAGGGCCUGUUGGCCAAGGAGAGCAGUGGGAGGUCAUUUUUACAAAAUAUUUGGCAUUGGACCAAGGAGUUCGAUCUAUUCGGCGUUCUCGUGUUCUCUGCCGGCCUCAUCGUGUUCCUCCUCCCCUUCGAGAUUGCCAGUGAGGCCCCCAACGGUUGGGGAACUGGAUACAUCAUCGCCAUGAUUGUGGUUGGCUGCGUCGUACUCAUCAUCUUCAUUCUGCACGAAACGUUCGUGGCCCCGGUCCCUAUGCUCAACUUCAGCUUCAUCACCGACCGCACAGUCAUUGGCGCGUGUCUGUUGGACGCUACAUACCAACUGUCCUACUACUGCUGGGCAAACUACUACACCUCCUUCCUGCAGGUCGUCAACGACCUGACCCUCGCUCAAUCGGGCUACGUCAUGAACACUUUCGACGUAGUCUCAGGCGUGCUCCUACUCCUAGUCGGCUACCUAAUCCGCCGCACCGGCCGCUUUAAAUGGCUCCUCUACAUCUCCGUCCCGUUAUACAUCUUCGCCCAGGGCCUAAUGAUCUACUUCCGCCGCCCCAACCAAUCCGUCGGAUACCUAGUGAUGUGCCAGAUCUUCAUCUCCAUCGGCGGCAGCAUCUUUAUCAUCAUCGAGCAGCUCGCCAUCCUUGCUGCCGUUGACCAUCAGCACGUCGCAGCGGUACUAGCACUCCUGAACGUUGUCGGCACCGUCGGCGACGCCAUCGGCGCAACCAUCUCCGGGGCCAUCUGGACAAACACCUUUAAGAAGGCACUGACCAUGUACCUUCCUAGCUCGGCCCUGUCCAACAUCGAUGCCAUCUACGAGAACCUCGACACACAGCUGGGCUACCCAGUCGGCAGUGCUACGCGGCUGGCUAUUCAGAAGGCUUAUGGCUAUGCGCAGACGCGCAUGUUGGCAGUUGGCACGGGACUUAUGGCGAUUUCGUUUGCGUGGGUACUCAUGAUCCGCAACAUCAACGUGGCCAAGGUGGAUCAGGUCAGGGGUACAGUCUUUUAG